Mus musculus (house mouse) is the source of this 1747-nucleotide messenger RNA. RefSeq names its product mitchondrial ribosomal protein S7 (gene Mrps7). Lineage: Eukaryota; Metazoa; Chordata; Mammalia; Rodentia; Muridae. Bases 22 to 750 code for a protein of 242 amino acids. The transcript is spliced from 5 exons. The record is from RefSeq and is marked validated. Gene Ontology annotation, cellular component: mitochondrion; mitochondrial inner membrane; mitochondrial small ribosomal subunit. Gene Ontology annotation, biological process: translation.
GAGGUCCUGACAGCGGCCAAGAUGGCUGCCCCCGCGCUGCGCGCUCCGCUUCGCUGGUCCGGGCUGGCCCUGGGAGUGAGGUGCGCCGUCUGGAACCUUCCAGGGCUCACACAGGUGAGGGGGAGCCGCUAUGCCCCCGAAUUCCGGGAGCCCUUGAUUGACAAGGAAUAUUACCGCAAGCCGGUGGCGGAACUCACCGAAGAGGAGAAGUAUGACCAGGAGCUCAAGAAAACCCAGUUUAUCAAAGCUGCGGCCGCGACUGAAACCAGCUCGGUGUUCGCAGACCCGGUCAUCAGCAAAUUCACCAACAUGAUGAUGAAGGGAGGCAACAAAGUUCUGGCCCGGUCUCUCAUGGCUCAGACUCUGGAAGCUGUGAAAAGGAAGCAGUUUGAAAAGUACCGUGCUGCCUCUGCGGAGGAACAGGCCACCAUUGAACGGAACCCCUACAGGAUCUUCCACGAGGCACUCAAAAACUGUGAGCCUGUGAUUGGGUUGGUGCCGAUCCUCAAAGGGGGCCAUUUCUACCAGGUCCCCGUGCCUCUCGCUGACCGACGUCGGCGCUUCCUGGCCAUGAAGUGGAUGAUCACAGAGUGCCGAGAGAAUAAACCGCGGCGGACACUUAUGCCAGAGAAACUGUCACAUGAGCUGCUGGAGGCUUUUCAUAACCGGGGUCCCGUGAUCAAGAGGAAGCACAAUAUGCAUAAGAUGGCAGAGGCCAACCGUGCCCUGGCCCACUACCGCUGGUGGUAGCAGGAGAGGAGAGGUGGGAAAGGACACACUGCCACGAGAAACCACCCGACGGCUGGAGAGGUGGCUCAGUGGUUAAAGGCACUCACUGCUCUUUCCAAAGGACCUGGUUUGAUUCCCAGCACUCACACGGAGGCUCACUGACCACCUGUAACUCCUGUUCCAAAGGUUUCGAUACCUUCUGACCUCUGGGCACCAGGCGUGCACAUGGUAUACAGACAUAGGUGCAGACAAAACAUCUAUACGUACAGUACCACUAAUAAAUGUUGAGCUCCUGCUGUCCUGUUGGAAAGUUCUGGAAGUUAAGGACGGAGAGUGCUGUUUGUAAUGCAGUCUUCCAUUCUGUGAGUCUUUGAUUCUCCAUGCUGGCUAGAAGUUGGCCACAACUUGAGCAAAACUGCCUCUCACACAGUGAGAUGCACUCAAAGGACCACGUGUUAUCUGGUAAUCCAAAUUGGUUCCCCUGCUCCCCCCCUCCAACCUCUCAAAGACAGAAUGUGUCUCAGAGAUUUCCUGCAAGAAACUCAGGUCCAAUCUGGACUAGAAUAAAGACCUCUGGGGCUGGAGAGAGAGCUCAGUGGUUAAGAGUACUGGCUGUUGGGGUUGGUGAUUUAGCUCAGUGGCAGAGCACUUGCCUAGCAAGCACAAGGCCCUGGGUUCGGUCUUUAGCUGGAGGGGGGGGGGGGGAGGAGGAGUACUGGCUGUUCUUCCAGAGGUCCUGAGUUCAGUUCCCAGCAACCACAUGGUGGCUCACACCACCUGUAAUGGGCUCUGACGCCCUCUUCUGAUGUGUGUCUGAAGACAGCUGCAGUGGACUCAUAAGUAAAAAGACCUCUUCCUUUGGCUUGGGGUACACCUUUGGAUGCUAUGGAAAUACGCAGUUUGGUUUCAGAAAAGAUUUAUUAGAAAACCCUCACCCCAACCUGGUGAGGCAGUCACUCAUGACUGGAGGAAACAGGCUUCCUCCACAAAAGUCUCUCUAUAAAAUAUAUAAAACACC